AUGUCGCCCUCGGCUGUGACCACCAUCAGCCGGUUUCUGGAGCCCUUGGCUCUGGACAACCAUGUUGCUUUGAACCUAUCCAGGGAAUUCUACUACAACUUCAAAUACCUGUCUGCCGAAUCUUUGGACCAGUUUCUACCGACUCCCAUUUCCAUGUCGAUUCUGAGGCCUGUGGGACGUCAGAGUACCGGUCGUGGUGGCUCAAACUUGCGAGUGGGCUUCGUGGAGCUACUACCCGAUGGCCAAGAUCGUCGCCUAAAUCGCCUCCUCGAGCAGUCAUGGCCUAUUCUGGAUCACCUGAAAAGUGAGAACUCAGAGAGUCUCUUUCGGUGGGUUGGAGAGCACAUUGCACAAGUGGUUCGUGAAGGAUGCGAAACAUGGGGUUUAUCUGCGGAGGAAGAGUUGCCCAUGGGCGUCACCUUCAGCUUUCCCAUGAAGCAGACCUCACUUUCCGAAGCUACUCUGAUGGCUAUGGGCAAGGGUUUUGCCAUCAAAUCAGAUCUGGACCUCGGCGGUCACCUCUCCAAGGGUUACGAACAGCACAGGACAGCCGACCUACCCCCCAUAAAGAUCACCGCCAUCACCAACGAUGCAGUGGCUACAUUGGUGUCCUUUGUAUACCAAUACCCAGCCGCGCCGAACCAAAAAGCAGCCAUGGGCCUCAUCGUCGGCACCGGAUGCAAUGCUACGAUACCCCUCAAGCUCAGCAGUCUGCACAAAAACAAAUUCCCUGGUCUGAUCAGUGUUCAGCAGGACCAGGACCUCUUGGAUGCCGGGAUUGCGGUGAACACAGAAUGGAGCAUCAACGGGUCAGCAGCGCCGCUACGCAUGCAUGGAUUGAUCAGUCGCUGGGACGAGGAGCUGGAUAAAGCAGGCGAAGCACCCGGCUUCCAACCAUUAGAGUACAUGACCGCCGGUCGUUAUCUGGGCGAGCUGGCUAGGCUCAUAUUUGUGGACUUUUUGACCACUGUCUAUGGUGUCUCGGCCGACGAUCUGCCGCAGAGGCUUCACCAGCGUUUUGGUCUUUCCACAACCUUCCUCGGCCACUUUUACCCGGAUAGUCACAAAGGCGAUAUGCUGGAGCAGUUACAUAAAGAGUUCGAGUUGAUCGCGGAUACGACAUUUACGUGGACAUCCGACCAUGCGGACGCCCUAUAUCAAAUAGCCAAGGCUAUACAAACACGAGCAGCAGGCAUUGUUGCGGCAGCAACCAUUGGACUUUUGCGCUGCGCCGACGAGAUUCCUGACACGUCAGGAACAGCCCAGGAUGGCGUCGUGGUUGGCGAGGAUGUCGUUGAAGAGCUUGUGGUCGGAUACACUGGCGGCUGUAUACAGCACUUUCAGGAUUACCUGAAAGACACGCAAGCCUUCUUGGAUUUUAUCACGCAGGAAGAGUUCACCGCCCAAGGGCAACAAAUGCGGGUAACUUUAGAGCCCUGUCACGAUGGAGGAAUUACUGGGGCGGGAAUCUUGGUACCUGCUGCUUUGGCUAGCACCCAGGCGUAG
Messenger RNA from Sordaria macrospora k-hell, 1506 nucleotides. RefSeq lists its product as uncharacterized. Gene Ontology annotation, cellular component: cytosol; mitochondrion. The record is from RefSeq and is a predicted model, not a curated record. NCBI's taxonomy places the organism in Eukaryota, Fungi, Ascomycota, Sordariomycetes, Sordariales, Sordariaceae. Gene Ontology annotation, biological process: glucose metabolic process; intracellular glucose homeostasis; glucose 6-phosphate metabolic process. Gene Ontology annotation, molecular function: mannokinase activity; glucokinase activity; fructokinase activity.